Molecule: messenger RNA, 882 nt
Organism: Penicillium bovifimosum
Lineage: Eukaryota; Fungi; Ascomycota; Eurotiomycetes; Eurotiales; Aspergillaceae
Product: RTA1 domain-containing protein
Exons: 3
Coding region: 1-882 (293 amino acids)
Cellular component (GO): plasma membrane; fungal-type vacuole
Source: RefSeq, a predicted model, not a curated record
AUGGCGAGUUACAACACUUGCCACGAAGUCGGCCCUCUCUGUCCCGUAGAAUUGACCACUUACGGGUAUUAUCCCAACUUCGGCGGCAAUGUCUUCUUCACAGUCUUCUUUGGUGUCCUCGGCAUCUGCCAGGCUGGGUUGGGAGUCUACUAUAAAACAUGGACAUUCUUGAUUGCGCUACUGAUUGGAACAUUGAUGGAAAUGGCUGGAUACAUUGGUCGCGUCCUCAUGAAUGAUAACCCAUGGUCCUCACCUGCUUUCAAGCUCCAGAUCGUGUGUCUGGUGCUUGCGCCAACCUUCGUCGCAGCAGGUGUCUACCUGACAUUGAAGCACAUCAUUUUGACCCUCGGCCCUCAACACUCGAUCUUGAAGCCCCGCCUUUUCACCUGGAUCUUCAUUGGAUGCGACGUUGGAUCUCUCCUUUUGCAGGCUGCAGGCGGUGGUGUCGCAGCAGCAGCUGACAAGGACGACAUGGAUAUGCUCAAGGCUGGAAACAACAUCAUCAUCGCUGGUAUCGCCUUCCAGGUCGGCACAAUGGCUGUGUGUGGAUUUUUCGCUGCUGCCUUUUUCUGGAGAGUCUACCGGAGCGGCGAUGGAUUUUCGGGGGAGAAGAAUCUUGACACUGAUGUUUCGCCUGUCGUCUCCAGAAGGAUGCCAUUCGUUGUGGCCGCCGGGGUCUUUGCCUAUACGACCGUAUUGAUUCGAUGCAUCUAUCGUAUUCCAGAGAUGGCUGGCGGAUGGGGAAACCCACUGAUGCAAGAGGAGAACGAGUUCCUUAUCUUGGACGGAGCGAUGAUUGCUCUGGCCUGUCUGACUUUCACCGUUUUCCACCCUGGAAUCUUCCUGCCUUCUUUGCGCUUUACGCCCAAAACUCGUGUCUAA